CAGGAUGUUGGCGAUGUUCGUUGUAAAGUUUGUUUGAACAAUAUGUUUUCGUGUCUCAUGUCAUAUGGUAACAUAUCGUGCUCAUGAGCGAUAUUCAACGUAGACAGUAAUAUGAAGUGAUGUUAUUGACGGGUAUCCGUAGCAUGUGUUCAGAAUAGUAUUUAAGACAAUUGUUCGUGUCUUUCAUUAUCAGUGUUUGAUGGGAAUGAGCCAACGUUCUUCCGAACAUCAUGCACUUAUUUAACAAGCGACGUUUAGUAUUCUGGAUAUGUAUCGUAACUGUUGGAAGUUUAUGGGUACAUAUAUAUGGCAACGGACUGUUUCAAAGUAAGAGAUUAUUACAUCAGAAUAAAACAUCACAUGGUAUAAAUGAAGACAAACACGCAUCUCGUAGCACGGAAACACAAAUAACAUCUCCAAAAUUGCUUGUUGAUGACCACUUGACGUUGAAGCAUCCGAUUGACUCCAUUCUGAACGCCCAUUUCUUGGACGAUUUGCCAUGUGAAGUUGGGUUUCAACAAGAGUACGAGGUUGAUUUUCCAACAGAGAAAACUGCAUCGCCGAAAAUUCCACACGUCAUUCACCAAAUAUGGAUCACUACAUCAGAAAACAUGACUACGUCUUCGCAACAGAUGGUACCCGCUCAAUUUAUAGACAAUAUGAAAACGUUUAGAAAGUUUAAUCCUUCCUGGGAAUAUAUGUUUUGGUCCUAUGCAAAUGGAAGAUCGUUGGUAGAGCGAUUUUAUCCAAACGUGCUUGAUUAUUUUGACAAGGCACCAGAAUCAGUUACAAAGUCAGACCUUUUGCGGUAUGUUGUAGUACAUAAAUAUGGUGGACUUUACGCAGACCUUGAUUCGACCUGCCAUCGAUCACUAGAUCGCGUAACAAUGAAAUAUUCUUGUAUAUUAGUACCAGCGCCAUUUGAAAACGCUGCCAUCUUUGUAAAGUGGCCGUAUCAUAUAUGUAACGCAAUAUUUUUCUGUCGACCACAUCACGAUUAUUUUGGAUUUCUUAUCGACAGAAUCUCCGAAAUGUCAACGAUGUCUUCCAUACCGACAUUUAGUCUUGGUCCACAUUUCUUUACUUCAAUCUAUCGCCAGUACCAGAAUAUCAGCAGAGAAGAUAUCUACAAAGUGAAUGUGACAGCUAAUUUCACUUCGCCUUAUUUUUAUAAAGGGCAUAUAUCAGAACUCUUAAGUAACGGAUUAUACAUUCCUAACACUAGAUUUUUCCUCGACCAACCGCACCCGUUUCUUAAAGGAAGACUCGCCAAGGACUGUAAAAAUAACCAAAAUAAUAGCCUACUUCUACAGCGCGUGUGUUGUGUUCUUCAGCUAAGGGGAUUUGAACGCCAACCUGGAAGAUAUACCUUUAUUUCGCAUGCGUACAGUUUUUCUUUUGCAGGUUUUAACAAGAAAAAAUAUACAAACUAUGUCUCGGUUAUUAAUGUUAUAGAUUAAGGGAAAGGUAUUUAUUUUAUGAUUUACGGUGGCUUAUAGGUAUUCUUUUUAUUAUGAAACUCCAUGAUCACACAGUUUUAAACCUUUCAUUUAUAAGGCAGACUCUGUGUGAUGCUCGUAGUUUCAAACAAUGACUGCAUCGUAUCUUUGAAAUGUUUUUGCAUUAUGAGCUCUGAAUUUAUUCCUCCGUCUGCAGAAAGAGUUUGGAUCCCUUAUCAUUGCAGUACUUGGGGUUUACCUAUAAGUUUGUUAUUAUUUGUUUUAUUAUCAAGUUUCCUCAAGUUUAUGCAUGCUUUGAUAAAAUUUACCUUUAACGUUUCUUCUUUAUUUAGGAUUGUUUGGAUAAGAGUUAGUAUGUGCACGUAAACUGGUUUAAACCCCCAGUAAAUUUACAUUUUACUGACCGUUCCAAGGCGUUACCUUUUAAUCCUCAAUAAACAUACCGUGUUUUAUAUAUAUUAUAUAUGCACUUUGCUGUUUGUGGAGUUUAGUGCUGUUCUUCCAUGUUUCUUGUUUGUGAUUUUUUUUGUUUUGUGUUCUAUGUCUUAAGCAUUUACCAAGUGACAUUAAACCGGGUUUAUGUUUAAACGUUUUGCUAAUGUGCUUGUUUCUGUAGUUUUUCACAUAAGUAUAUAAACGUGAAAUUAAUUUAGUUUUAAGACAGAGACAUCCAUUUUGAAUCAGUGAAUCCAUUUUGAUAUUUCACUGUUUUUUUCGGGAUUUGACUUCCUUAAUUUAACUACAAUUGUAGUUGGUGGUUACGAUAGUUAAUAGAAAACAUAUGUUACCUGCUUUGAGUAGAAAAUAUAUACAGUUAUAUAUAUGUUUUGUAGGCCUAUGAUACGAACAAUGGAAUACAAAUUGUUAGUUGUCGAGAUUUGAUUUUCAAUAAUCAUCAUUACAGUUGAAAUGAAUCACAUGCUUUUAUGUUAUUUUCAGUAUAAUCUGCAAACCCACCACUCAUAUUUUCUUAAUGUAGACGAGAAACGAGAAAAUCUCACCUUAACCCAUAAGCCGACCUUUUCUUAUUAGCUGCGAUAAUGGUCAUACCUUCCGAUAGACCUCGUUCAUGGGUAAAUGGCAUGAUCAAUCCGUCGAAGAAACCUAGCUGCCCGAAACACGCAAAUGGAUAUCAUUAACAGCAUCAACAAUUAAUGCAAAUUAAUUGCAUCAGCAAAGCAAACAAACUUUUUAAUCACAGGAAAAAAGCUAUUUGCAUACGUCUCUCAGUUCAAUAACUCUCCAUCCCACAAAUACCAAAGAAUCCGUAUGAUUUCCGAAGGCAGUGACAGUUACAUCUAAAAAAAAUCUACAAUUAUAAUCAGCAGACACUUUGAUUAAUUGAUGUUUAAGUAUAAAGCCUUUUGUCAACAUAUGCUACAGGUCCAUCUGUGACUAACUUAAUGAAAUAUUGAUGUAUGUAUUCAUACGCAAUCCAAUAGUCUUUGAAUCUUUGUGAGCAAUUACAAAAACAGUUUUUUGUAAAAAGAGUUUGAUAUGUUUAUGUUAAUUGUUUGUAAA
Messenger RNA from Mya arenaria, 2981 nucleotides. RefSeq lists its product as uncharacterized. The coding region runs from base 231 to 1460 and encodes 409 amino acids. The record is from RefSeq and is a predicted model, not a curated record. Gene Ontology annotation, molecular function: mannosyltransferase activity. Gene Ontology annotation, biological process: mannosyl-inositol phosphorylceramide biosynthetic process. The transcript has 2 exons. NCBI's taxonomy places the organism in Eukaryota, Metazoa, Mollusca, Bivalvia, Myida, Myidae.